ACAUCAACAGCAUGUAGACAAGCAAACUCGUUCGCCCGUCUAUAUGGCAGGAAAGCAUUUGCAAGAAAGAGCAAGGAACCAAGCGGCUCAACAUGUCUUCAAAGCAAUCAGCCCGGCAUGAUCUCGACGAUACCAAAUUGGGCGCAUACCUACAGCAACACAUCCCAGACCUAAGGCUACCUGUGGUAUCGACGAAGAUUGGAUACGGGCAGAGUAACCCAACGUAUUUCGUGGACGACGCCAAUAAGACUCGAUACAUUCUGAGAAAGAAGCCAAGCGGAACUAUCAUAUCUCCAGUUGCCCAUCAGAUUGAUCGAGAGUACAAAGUACUCAAAGCACUUGGCCAUGUCGAAGGCUUCCCAGUACCACAGGCGUAUUGCCUAUGUAUGGAUCCUUCAGUGAUUGGGACAGCCUUCUACGUAAUGGAAUUCGUAAAAGGCCGUAUUAUCACCGAUCAAAAUCUCUCAACCUUACCUCCAACACAACGGCGCUCAGCCUGGUUCUCUCUGAUCUCAACACUCGCAUGGCUGCACUCCAUCGACCCAGACUCCAUCGGUCUGUCAGACUUUGGCAAGAAAACGGACUUCUACACGCGCCAUUGCAACACAUUCUCUCGCAUCGAAGCUCAGCAAGCUAAAGUCAAAGACGUCAACACUGGUACAGAGCUCGGCCGUGCCCAUCCAAACUUUGACGAGAUUGUAGACUACAUUCGCAAAAACGUGCCGUCUGACCGCACCAGCAUCAUUCACGGUGACUAUAAGUUCGACAAUGUGAUCUUGCAUCCCACAGAGCCAAGGGUCAUUGCAAUACUCGAUUGGGAAUUAAGUACGCUGGGCAACCCAAUGAUGGACGUGUGCUACGCUUGUGGACCGUACUGGAACCGGGCGCAGAAAGGUGGUGCGGUGAGAGAUGACCAGGGUGGUGAGGUGUAUCUGCCUGAGAACCAGAGAAGUAAUGGUAUGCCGAGUAUGGAUGAGUUGGUGGAUGAGUAUGCGAGGAUUACGAGGUGGGAUCCGAGGAAGGAUCAGUGGGAGAUUGCGAAGGUGUUUCAUUUGAUGAGGGGCAGCACGAUCAGUCAUGGUAUUCAGGCGAGGACUAUUAGCGGGCAGGCGAGCAGUGAGUUCUCGCAUAUUUACUUCGAGAACACGAAAAGGGGCUUAGACACAGCACUAGCAAUGAUAAGAUCGAUGAAAGAGAAGGAGACAUCGAAGAGCAGUUUGUGAAUGUGCCAACAAGUGGCGAUUUUGGUUUGCGAAUAGUAAAAGUGCAGAACAGUAGGGGUAUAUCAAUCUUAAGCCAA
Messenger RNA from Macroventuria anomochaeta, 1300 nucleotides. RefSeq names its product APH-domain-containing protein. Lineage: Eukaryota; Fungi; Ascomycota; Dothideomycetes; Pleosporales; Didymellaceae. The transcript has 3 exons. The record is from RefSeq and is a predicted model, not a curated record. Bases 93 to 1223 code for a protein of 376 amino acids. Gene Ontology annotation, molecular function: protein kinase activity. Gene Ontology annotation, biological process: protein phosphorylation.